This is a messenger RNA of Tripterygium wilfordii, 1618 nucleotides long. RefSeq names its product sorting nexin 1-like. The transcript has 11 exons. NCBI's taxonomy places the organism in Eukaryota, Viridiplantae, Streptophyta, Magnoliopsida, Celastrales, Celastraceae. Gene Ontology annotation, molecular function: phosphatidylinositol binding. Gene Ontology annotation, cellular component: endosome. The record is from RefSeq and is a predicted model, not a curated record. The coding region runs from base 199 to 1404 and encodes 401 amino acids.
UGACGGAACAUUCACGUCAAACUGCAAAGCUUCGCGCGUCUCGUACCUUCCAUCCUUAAUUAACUGAUUUAACUCUGGUCCCGGAAACCAGCCAACGGCGGAUUUUAGCAUAAAGGAUCGUUCAUUCUUCGACGGGUCCGUCUCCCUGCGCUCUCCUCUCUUCUUCCUCGACUCGACUCUCCCAUUCCCCAUCAGGCCAUGAUUCCGACGCAGAGAACUUUAUCUGGGUCGUCGCAGAGCCCUAGAUCUCCGUCAUCGCAACAGCUCUAUCUAUCUGUGUCGGUGACUGAUCCUGUGAAAUUGGGCAAUGGCGUCCAAGCGUACAUUUCGUACCGAGUUAUCACCAAGACAAAUUUACUUGAAUACCAAGGGCCUGAAAAGAUUGUCAUUCGGCGUUAUAGUGAUUUUGUCUGGCUACACGAUCGCCUUUUUGAAAAGUAUAAAGGCAUUUUUAUUCCUCCUCUUCCGGAGAAGAGUGCUGUCGAGAAGUUUCGUUUCACUACUGAGUUUAUUGAGAUGAGGCGUCAAGCAUUGGAUAUAUUUGUAAACAGGAUAGCUUCGCAUCAUGAGCUUCAACAAAGUGAGGAUCUGAAGACCUUUUUGCAGGCAGAUGAAGAGACAAUGGAGAGAUUAAGGUCUCAAGAAACUGGACUUUUUGGGAAGAAGCCAGCUGAUUUUUUGCAAAUCUUCAAGGACGUACAAGCUAAGGUGAGUGAUGUGGUUCUUGGCAAGGAAAAACCUGUGGAGGAAUCAAAUCCUGAAUAUGAGAAGCUGAAACAUUACAUCUUUGAACUUGAAAACCAUUUGGCUGAGGCUCAGAAGCAUGCAUAUCGUCUAGUAAAGAGGCACAGAGAACUUGGGCAAUCUCUCUCUGAGUUUGGAAAAGCGGCAAAACUCCUUGGUGCUUGUGAAGGAGAUGCAAUUGGGAAGACCUUUUCUGAGCUUGGGUUAAAAUCAGAGACUCUAUCUGUAAAGCUGGAGAAGGAGGCCCACCAAAUCCUUAUGAAUUUUGAAGAACCUUUGAAGGAUUAUGUCCGUGCUGUGCAAUCUAUUAAGGCCACCAUAGCAGAGAGGGCGAAUGCCUUCAAGCAGCAGUGUGAGCUGGCUGAAACAAUUAAACUGAAGGAGAUAAAUCUCCAGAAGCUCACGCUAACCAGAUCAGAUAAGGUGGGAGAAGCUGAGAUUGAAUGCAGGGAAUUGAAGGCAGAGAGUGAGGAAGCAACAAGAAGAUUUGAGACAAUUGUGCGGCUGAUAAAUGAAGAGAUCUCGCGUUUUCAGGAGCAGAAAACAAUGGAUCUCGGCACUGCCUUCCAUGAAUAUGCGAAAGGACAGGCUCGUCUGUCAAAUAAUAUUGCAGAUGCCUGGCGAAGUCUCCUUCCCAAGCUUGAUUCUUGUUCUUCCUGAUGAGCAGGUGCCUUGAAGGUAGCAAAAUCCUUUUUCACUUCGGUCUCGGGAGUAACUUGGGAAACUCCUGGUUAGUGAAAACUUGGUUUACUUUACUAACUUGGUGUUCCAUGAGGCAGUUGGGGUGGUGUACAAGAAGUGGCUAUUUUCCACUUUCUUAACUUUUUUGUACAAGAUACUUGUACUCUUCAAAAUGUCUUUUUUUUCUGCAGCA